This is a messenger RNA of Marchantia polymorpha subsp. ruderalis, 1415 nucleotides long. The record is from the annotation of a GenBank genome assembly. NCBI's taxonomy places the organism in Eukaryota, Viridiplantae, Streptophyta, Marchantiopsida, Marchantiales, Marchantiaceae.
GCGGCGGCGUCGUCGUCGUCGGGGGGACUCUGCUGCGAGUUCUGACUCGUUGCCGCGGCCUUACCUUCGAUUUGCGCCUGCCGACAGACCGACCGGCCGCUCGAGGUCGAGAAGGGGGAACAAGAGACGUAGCCCCGCAGAAACUCGUCGUUCGUCGUUGUUCUUGCGUGGUGGCGCGGGUGGUGUUAUCGCACUACAUAACGCACGUCGCUGCCCCCACGGAGAGCGUUCUAUUCUCGUCGCUCGAUCGAGGCGAGGCGAAUCGGAGAGAAAGGGGCACGAAACUCAAGUACUCUGUUCAGUUCGUCCGGAAGAAAUCGACCGAUCUUGUCGAAGCGGGAAGCAGAGCAGAACAGCGAGCGCCUUCGGUGGUUGAUUCGGUCGCUCGGUCGCGCAGGUGGAUAAAAUCAGAGCCAAAUUAUUAAUUUUGAGCUGCGCCGAGUGGACGACGGGGUUCGGGUGGAGUCGGGCGGCGGUGCGAUCUCACCACCUGCGGGUGCUCCAUCCGUCGUCUUCGGCGGCGGUGGUAGAGCUGAGCUGGUCUGGGCGGGGAAUCCAGUUCAAGAGCAACAAUGGCUCGAUCGGGGGGAAUGAUCGAGCAGACAUUCGUGGUGACCAUCUUCGUCUUCAUCAUGGGAGCGCUCGCUCCGUUAGUGAACGCACAGGCGCCCGCUCCGGGCCCCGUCCCAACUUCUGACGGUUACGCCAUCGACCAGAGCGUCGCUUACACGCUCCUCUUCUUGGCGCUGGUGUUGACGUACCUCAUCCACCCUCUGGACGCAUUUCCUAGCUUCUUCUGAGUGACGACGACGGGAUUAAGAAGAAAUUCCUCGAGCGUCUUGGAUCAGAGCUCCAGGUCGGGAUGAGAAUCGGAGGCGCAGAGAGGAAUGGUGGCGCACCACGGAUGACGAAGAAUUCGAGGGUGCGAUGCAGCAGCCGCUUGCGACAGACGUCCUGACGGAAGCGCGGCGAGCAGGGCAGAACGCCGAGCUGUUCGAGUCGCAGGGCUCGGUUCUUUCUUUUCUUCAAGAUCCUCGCAUUGUCCAUUUUUCGGAUUGUAUUCGGUUUGCGAAUUUUGUUCAUGCACUGCGGAAGGAGGCGGCGGGCAGUCGCACCACUUCCGAUCAUUCAUUACAUUGUGAUACUUACACUCGACGCAAAAGAAGCCUGACUUCAUUUAUCCACUUGCUGGAUGUACAAUAGAUAGUAGCUCUGCUAGACGGGCACAUCGUCCUUCUUCCAAGAUUUUCAGUCCCCAGAUAGAACGGGGGCAUUGUUGACUAAAUUCUUCGUGCCUUCAAUGUUCAAAGCAUUCUCUCAAUGAACGAGCUGAGGGGUCGUUCGUAACGAUUCCGAAUCCGAGAGAUUUUGGUGAAUGCUGUGGUUUGUGCUUGAAACGUGUGGCAUAUGAGCUG